GGAGGAGGAAUGCAAACCUCCAUCCAGAGCUGAGAACUGGAGCAUUUGCGCAGAUAGUCUGCGCUGCCUUCACCAGACACACACACACAGCAUUUCAGCCAGGGGGAAGUUUGUUCUUCUUGUUGUUGCUGCUGCUGCUGCUGAUUGCAAAGUGUCUACAAGGAGCAAGAGCAACCAUCCAAACCAAAACCAAACCCGUGCGUCAGCGUCAGGGAUUUAAUCAUGGUGAUCAAAGUGUACAUAGCAUCGUCCUCUGGAUCCACUUCGAUUAAAAAGCAGCAGCAGGACGUGAUGGGUUUCCUGGCGGCCAAUAAGAUCGAAUUCGAGGAGUGUGACAUCGCAGCCAACGAGGCCAACCGGAAGUGGAUGAGGGAGAAUGUUCCUGAGGAGUCCAGGCCGGCCACGGGGAACCCUCUCCCCCCUCAGAUAUUUAACGAAAGCAAAUAUUGCGGGAACUACGAGGCUUUCUUCGAUGCCAGAGAGGACAACGCUGUUUAUGCAUUUCUGGGUCUGACCGCUCCCCCGGGCUCAAAAGAGGCAGAGGCUCUAGCGAAGAAAGAACAGCAGUAGCAGCUUUACAGUGUUUCUACCUGAGACCUCAGGCCUAGUCCUUAAACCCAGACCUGGACCCAGACUGACCUGGAACUGAUCCAGGAAAAAAAAGAAACAUGUCACUCGGCUUAUAAAUAUGUGUACGGUUUUUCAAUGUUUUUUUUUUAUUAUUAUUAGUAUUAUUAUUAUUAAUCAGCUGUGCCUUGUCAGCUGUAGUGAAGGGAGGUGCUAAAUCAGAGCAUUAUGGGUAUCUACAAACAGCUCUGCUUCCUCCCAUUAACCUCAGCCUGCUAAGCCUAUUGGCCUAAUGACAUGUCAAUCAAAACAUUAGCAUGAAGGUGUAGCUACCUGUUUCAUCAGACAUGACACACGUUAAAGAAUUGUAACAUCAUUUGGCAAACAGAACUUCAUCCACGUUAACAUUACAUCACGAAACAUCGUCCGGUUGAAUUUGUCUUUUCCCGUAAACGGAGACAAACGUUCCUGCCACGUCACAUCAACGCCAAAACUGCAGCACCUUCUGUAAAAGUUUUUCUAUUGCAAUCCCAUCCUCUGUGUUUUUAUUUACUUUAUAUUGUCUUAAUGCUGUUUUAAUAGCAAACUUUUUUCUAUGAGAUGAUAUGUGUUGAAAAAAAUAAUAAUUACAAAUCUGCAAACACAGAUAUUUGUUGUUUUUUGAGGAGCUGUACAGCUGUUUCGUUCUGCUAUAAGCAUCCUGUUUCACACUGUGCUGGGAAUCCCUGUCUUACAUAAGUUGAUACCUUCUCUAAAAUGAAAUAAAAAUAAGACUUGUCACUUUCAGUAAAUGACACAGUCGAACACAUCGGAAAUAAAGUCUGCCUUCUUAUAACAUCCUGUUAUUGUUAUGCACAAUAAAUGGUUUUAAGUUCA
Messenger RNA from Larimichthys crocea (large yellow croaker), 1443 nucleotides. RefSeq names its product SH3 domain binding glutamate-rich protein like (gene sh3bgrl). The transcript is spliced from 4 exons. Bases 223 to 570 code for a protein of 115 amino acids. Gene Ontology annotation, cellular component: cytoplasm. The record is from RefSeq and is a predicted model, not a curated record. NCBI's taxonomy places the organism in Eukaryota, Metazoa, Chordata, Actinopteri, Sciaenidae.